This is a messenger RNA of Eriocheir sinensis (Chinese mitten crab), 581 nucleotides long. RefSeq lists its product as uncharacterized. The record is from RefSeq and is a predicted model, not a curated record. Bases 37 to 438 code for a protein of 133 amino acids. The transcript is spliced from 4 exons. NCBI's taxonomy places the organism in Eukaryota, Metazoa, Arthropoda, Malacostraca, Decapoda, Varunidae.
CUCACUCGAUCUUUUCCAUUCUGUUGUGGCACUUCGAUGAGAGAGAUGGCGCGUGUGUCCGUUUUCUUCGCCUUGGUCGCGGUGGCCCUGGCUGCGGGGUUAGUGGCGGGAGAUUCAACCCUCUCGCCCAAACGACACGACCCGCCUCUGCGCCAUUCGACGACAGCCGCGCUCAACACUGAUUCCCAAGGCUUUCUAAAGGGCCCAAGCAGCAAUUCGGGUAGGUCAGUACCCCAGAACGGUGACUCGGCAAGUGGAGGGCACCCACCAAACGAACACGACGAGCAGGUGGAGGACGACAUCCGUGUCAUCCGCAUCAUCAUCAUCGUCAUCAUCGUGAUUCUGGUGGUGGUGGUCAUCCUGGUCCUCAUCCUGGUGGGCCUCAUGUUCCAAAUGAAUAGGAGCGCGGCGAGGUGGGCGAGACAAUCUGGGAACUAACGAAGAAGGGAGAGUGAGAGAGAGACAGAAAGAGAGGGAGGGGGAGAAAGGGGGUUGACAGAGAGAGAGAGAGAGAGAGAGAGAGAGAGAGAGAGAGAGAGAGAGAGAGAGAGAGAGAGAGAGAGAGAGAGAGAGAGAGAGAG